Molecule: messenger RNA, 747 nt
Organism: Cooperia oncophora
Lineage: Eukaryota; Metazoa; Nematoda; Chromadorea; Rhabditida; Trichostrongylidae
Source: the annotation of a GenBank genome assembly
AUGGUCAAGCUAUGGAUUGAUAAACAACUAAUAGGUGCAAAUUCGCAAUAUUGCAGUGGAUCCCUGAUCUCACCACGUCAUGUUCUUACGGCCGCACAUUGUGCGGCGAACAUAGACGAGCGUAAGAUGUAUGAGAGUGAGUGCGAUGGAAGUCUGAAAAAAUACGUGCUGUCAGAGAAUCAGCCAGAAGAUUUCUCCGUACUCGUCGGUACCCGUUGUGCUCCUCGUGAUCCUCGCCCUCCUCGAAACUGUAAAAUUGAAUACCCUGUUUCAAAGGUUUUUAUCGACAAGAAAAUGAAGCUGUGCGUGCGGAAGAUGCGGAAAGGGGAGGUGGUUGAUUAUAUACAUACACACGAUCUUGCAAUCCUCGAAUUCAGUAAGGAAGUUAGCAACAAGGAUGCCAUUCCGAUUUGCUUACCACACAAUAAACUUCCACUGGCAAAAGAACUUCAGGUUGCGGGGAAACAACGGCGAGGCGAAGACACGUGGAACUGGAACCUUACCACCUACGCAAUUGCUACAAUUCCUUUCGUCACAGAAGACCACCAUGAAGUACUUCUGGGACAGAGCAAUACAAGUGCUAUCUGCGGGGUGAGUUGUACCGUCGCCUAUCCAGAACUCUUUAUUUUACGGAUUGAGUCUCGUAUAUUAUCACGAUCCUUGGAAAUGAAAAAAAGCGAGGCAACCAGUUGGGUUGAGGCUGUUUCAACCACCACACGUUAUGAGGAUGAUCGGAAGAUCUUCUGA